Molecule: messenger RNA, 3551 nt
Organism: Myxocyprinus asiaticus (Chinese sucker)
Lineage: Eukaryota; Metazoa; Chordata; Actinopteri; Cypriniformes; Catostomidae
Product: EGF-containing fibulin-like extracellular matrix protein 2
Exons: 11
Coding region: 1043-2386 (447 amino acids)
Molecular function (GO): calcium ion binding
Source: RefSeq, a predicted model, not a curated record
GCAGCAGAAAAGUCCUGCAGUCUCCUCGUGGGAACUUUCACUAGCACUCCGGUACCCCUGCUGUUUAUGAAAGUAGGCUACCCCUGUUGUUUCCAUCAAAGCCAUCAUCUUAAUGGCACUCAAAACUUUGUUUAAUGAAGACGUAUGAUGUUCCUGGCACUGGGUAAUGUGUUACAGUAGAAUCAGGAGGCUUUGCCUCCUUUUUGACCCCACUAAUUUGUGCCUGCAUGCCUUUUCUGCAUCCCCCUUUUCAGGCAGUAAAUAUCCAGCAGUGUCUAACACAAGCAUGCUUCAGCUAAAGCAAAGUGUGAUAAAAUGGGACGUAACUAAGGUAAGAAAACACGAAAAGUCUCAGAGCAUGCCCAAGGCCUGAGAAUACAUUUGAGGUAGAGGAUUUGGCUAAUAAAACCCAGGUGUGUGGAGAGUGCACUGGUUAUUCAUGCUGCAAUUGUUUCUUUUUGCUUGAGUGAUUAAUUUUGGAUUUGGGCUGGAAACCAGGAAUUUGAAUCCUUGGGGGCUGGAGGAAAAACAAGGCAAAGAAGCAGGAGGGUGAAGGGUGGCAGAGAUGCAGGGGCUUACAGGAGUGGGUGGAGGAGAAGUGGGCCGUCUCAGUCUGAAGCUCCUUUCUAUAGCAUGUACCCCAGCGUUGCACCUUUCCUCACGUUCAUAAUACACUUCUAAACUGCUAUCACUGCAUCAGCCCUGCCUCUGUGAGUUGCAGAGCUGUAAAAACAUUCUGUUUAUUCUGGGAGAGAGGCAUCAUUUGGCACAGACACAAGAGUAACAGCACAUCAAGGAAGAAAAGAUUUGAGAACAACUUUAUCUGCUGUUGCAACUGGACUUAAGAAAGUGGCUUCAAGAGGCCUCACCCCCACCUGUCUGUCUGCCCCCUCCAUAUAUUCCCAGAGCAGACAACAGGAACUAAGCAGACCUCCUUGCACAUCUGCUCCCACUCUUCUUGGGUGUCCUUUUGAGCGACCGGAGAGUGUGUUGCUUAACGACAUCUGUACAUUUGUUCAUCCAUCCAGCUGUGUGUGUGCUUAUGUGGGUUGUCCUUCACCCUGUAACUAUGAGGGCUACAAAUGUGCUGCUUUGUGUGGGUCUGGUCCUUCUUCCUGCUUCAAUCUGUCAGUCCCCUGCUGAACGUGACACAUACACAGAGUGUACAGAUGGCUAUGAGUGGGAUGCGCAGACUCAACUCUGUCGAGACAUAAACGAGUGUGAGACUAUACAGGGGGCGUGUCAGGGAGAGAUGAAAUGCUUUAACCACUAUGGUGGUUACCUGUGCCUUCCUCGCUCCGCUUCCAUUAUCACUGCCCCUGAGCCCUCCAGCCAAUCAGAGCCCAGUCUGCCUCAGGUGGAGACUAACGAGGCCUUUAACCCAUGCCCUGUUGGUUACAAAGCCCAAGGAGAUUCCUGUGUGGACAUUGAUGAGUGUGAACUGGACCAGCAUGACUGCCAGCCCAGCCAGCAGUGCAUCAACACAGUGGGCACCUACACCUGUCAAUGCCCUGACGGCUACAGCAAGAUUGGCAUAGAGUGUGUAGAUAUUGACGAGUGCAGGUACAGGUACUGUCAGCAUCGCUGUGUAAAUGUGCCUGGAUCUUUCUCUUGUGAGUGUGAGCCUGGGUUCCAGCUGGCAGGAAACAACCGAUCCUGUGUUGAUGUAAAUGAGUGUGAGAUGGGAGCACACUGUCAGCAUAGGUGUUACAAUACUUAUGGUUCAUUCCUGUGCCGCUGUGAUCAGGGCUAUGACCUGGGACCGGAUGGCCUCUUGUGCAAUGAUAUUGAUGAGUGCAGCUUUUCCAGUUACCUUUGUCAGUUUCAGUGUGUGAACGAGCCUGGAGGAUUCUCCUGUAUUUGUCCUAAUGGCUACGAGCUACUUGGAAUACGGCAAUGUCAAGAUGUAAAUGAGUGUGAGACCGGCACUCAGUGUGGAGAGGGACAGGUCUGUGUGAACAUCCAUGGGGGACAUCAGUGUGUUGACUCCAACCGCUGCCAGGACCCCUACACGCAGGUCUCAGAGAAUCGUUGUGUGUGUCCUGUGGUGAAGCCAGAGUGUCGCGAUUUGCCCUUCUCCGUUGUACAUCGAUUCAUGAGCAUCACCUCUGAACGUUCUGUUCCCUCCGACAUCUUCCAGAUCCAGGCCACCAGCAUUUACCCUGGAUCCUACAAUACCUUUCGCAUCCGCUCUGGAGACGACAGUGGAGAAUUCUACAUACGGCAAAUCAACAACAUCAGUGCCAUGUUGGUUCUUGCCCGAGCUGUGACUGGACCCAAAGAGUACAUCCUCGAUCUGGAGAUGGUGUCUGUUAAUCCUCUCAUGAACUACCAGACCAGCUCGGUGUUGCGUCUCAGCGUAUAUGUUGGGCCUCAUGCUUUCUGAGGAGUUAAAUGUAGGGAAAACACUGAAAGACAGGAUCAUUUUUAUAUUUCUGCUUUUGUGGCUGCUUUUUAUGUAUUGAAAAUUGGCAACACAGUUCCAGAAUUCAGCAGCUAAUGAUGUGAAAUCAUCUCUUUUUUUGUUUGUGGCUGACUUUGGCCUUUUAAUGCGGACCUAUUCUGGGAAGUGCUAAAGAAUCUGACCAUUCUUUCCUCUUACUUUGUCACUGAGGACUCAUUCUCACACAUACAUGUUGGUGCGGCUAUCUUUAUAAGGUCUCUCCAUAGACAUAAUGAUUUUUAUACAGUACGAACUAUAGAUUCUAUCCCCUAACCCUAACCCUACCCCUAAACCUAACCCUCACAAAAAACGUUCUGCAUUUUUACAUUUUCAAAAAAACAUUGUUUAGUAUGUUUUUUUUUUUUUUAAGCAAUUUGAAUUAUGGGGACACUAGAAAUGUCCUCAUAAACCACAUUUAUAGCAUAAUACUCUUGUAAUUACCAGUUUGUAACCUAAACAUUUCCUCGUAAACCACACACACACACACACACACACACACACAUAUACACAAAUGGUGAGAUUGAUCUACCUGUUACAAAUAUUUAAGGUUCAGAAAGAUAAGUCAAGAUAUUACAUGUGUGAUAUUAUUUCUUCUUUUAAACAUAUUUAUGAUUGUCUAACCAUGUGAAGAAAUGUGAUUAUAAUUAUUCAACAUAUGUAUCCCAAAUCAUUUUUAUAACUAGGUUUACUUUUGUGAUACUGUAUAAUCUCUAACAAAAUCUAACAAACUACAGUAAACACAAAUCCAGCUUUCCAUGAAUCCUAAAUGCCACAAAAAUCUUCAGAAAAUUGUUGUCUUUUUAUUCUGUUUGCAUAAUUAGAUUGUGAAAAAAGUACAAAUUAAAUCAAAGAUCAAACAUUUCUUAAGUCUGCUCUCAUAUCUUUUUCAUAGGGCACCUUAAUCAGUGUAUGUUAAGUUAACAGUCCACUUCCUCUAUCUUGUUUCUGCUUCGUUCCUUUGUGUACCCUCUUUGCUGGCUUGUAUUUUUCUUUCAAAUGCAUUCUCUAUUCUUCAUAUUGAUUUAAAACCGAUUUAAAAUGUCCAUUGAUGUUAGUAAUUUGUUUGCGUAUUUAGGGGGUAAGUAAAUAAAAUGUAUCACUCAGGUGC